Messenger RNA from Laccaria bicolor S238N-H82, 894 nucleotides. RefSeq lists its product as uncharacterized. The record is from RefSeq and is a predicted model, not a curated record. The transcript has 2 exons. The coding region runs from base 1 to 894 and encodes 297 amino acids. NCBI's taxonomy places the organism in Eukaryota, Fungi, Basidiomycota, Agaricomycetes, Agaricales, Hydnangiaceae.
AUGGUGGGACUUCCCUCACAUUUCCGAUCACACACGUCGGUUAAUUUCAUCGACACUUACUUUUUUCAAACAGGCGUGCGAGUCGGCGUUUCGCUGACCAUGUCAACAAACGACGACGAGGACUUCAUCCGAGCGGUCACCAGUGAAAUAUCGCGUCAACUCAUGCUGAACUCAAAUCCGCAUCUUUUUGCAGUAGCUAGCACGGCGCAGUCCAUCAGCUCUAUCCCUAACACCCUGAUCAUCCGUGGGUCAUCGGAGGACUACGUCCAUCGCGCACAGCUUCUCGCAAGUUCUAAAUUUAUAGGGAGAAUAAUCACGUCUUUCAAUGAAGGAAAUCAAUGGGUCGCGACUAUCAGCGAUAUCGGCGCAUCAAUGUACGACGAAGCGGCGCUCUGGGAUGUGGUACGCAAGUCGGCUCGGGAGCCGGUUGAUCCACUUCUUCCGCCUCCAGGAUCGAGGAGAAUAGGUCAAAUCCUCACAGAGGCUCGCUCAAAACUUGAGCGGAUAACGCCAAUGCAAGCUUUUGACGAACUUCGAGAAAGUAAAGUCAACGCGCCGACGUUUCUGGUCGACAUACGCACCGCUGCUCAACGGGAGAUGCAAGGUGGGAUAUACGGAUCCCUCAUUAUUGAACGCAAUGUUCUGGAGUGGAGGUUCGAUCCCAGGGCAGACUCUCGGCUCGCCAUCGCAGAUAGGUUCGAUCUAAGAAUAAUUGUAUUUUGUCAGGAAGGCUACGCGUCGAGCUUGGCAGCAUAUUCUCUGCAACAGCUCGGGUUGCUUAACGCAACAGACAUGAUUGGUGGAUACGAGGCUUGGAGGGAGGCAGGGCUUCCCAUUGACAUUGAUCAAGCGCAUCCAAGGUCUUUGGUUUCUUUGGCAGGAUCAGUCGUUUGA